Molecule: messenger RNA, 4665 nt
Organism: Urocitellus parryii (Arctic ground squirrel)
Lineage: Eukaryota; Metazoa; Chordata; Mammalia; Rodentia; Sciuridae
Source: RefSeq, a predicted model, not a curated record
AUGGAGGCUAACAUGUUGGACACAAGCAAGCCCUUAUCUUCAGAAGGYGAUAACUUGCUUCUGGACUCAGACCUGUAUGAUGCAGACGGCUUUGACACCCCAGACCCUGGGCUGCUGUCAGAAAAGAAUGAGCUGUGUUCCCUGGAGCAGUCACAGGUCCUGCAGCUUUUCACCAGCACCCAGCGGUGGCAAAACAUGCCCCUGUGUACCCGCGCCCACCAGCUGUGGCUGCUCAUUCGUACUGGCCUCCACAACGUUGUGGAAAAGGAAAAGAGAGCUGAGCUGCGUGUUGCUCGCUUGACACAUGGGCUGGAGCCACUGCGCCGCCUGGAGGUGCCAGCUGGGCUGCGAUCCGUGGCACAAGACCCAGUGGGAGGACAUUUCGUGGUGCUGGAUGGGGCAGGUUGCCUGCACCUGCAUAAAAAGGAUGGCUGGGCUCAGGAGACGCUGCUGGCCCCUGUGGCACUUACUGGUCUGGUAGCUGUGUUGGGCCCUCUAGGAGCGGUGGGUCGCUUUGUAGGCUGGGGCCCCACAGGGCUGGCCAUACUAAGGCCAGACCUCAGCCUGCUGUGGUUGAGCCAGCCCGAGGUGGGUAGGGUGCUAGGCCGUGAGCCCACUUGCUGCCUGCCGGUGCCCAACCUGGGGCUGCUGCUUGUGGCUGAGGUGGGCGGCAGCCUGGCUCUCUUUAAGUUCCGCUCAGGUGGUCGACGCCUGGUGCUGCGUGGCUUACCCCUGCAGCCACCACCAGGCCUGGCGGGCACACUCAAGCGUCUGGCUCUGGGGCCAGGGUCUACCCACCAAGACACACACUGCUUCGCAGCCUACGGCUCAGCUGUGCUCACCUUCGAUCUACAAGCCUGGAAUCUCACAGAUGUGCGCCAAARUCUGCACAAAACCACCAUCUCUGACCUGGCCUACUUCGAGGAGGCAAAGGCCAUGGUGACGUCUUCCCAAGACAGUACGGUGAAGGUGUGGGAGGUUAACUGGCAGAUCCGCAUGGUGUUCGUGGGUCACACAGGCCCGGUGACAGCAAUGGUCAUUCUCCCGAACACCACCCGAGUGUCUUCCGCCUCUCAGGAUGGAACGUUGCGCACGUGGGACCUGCAGGCGGCGGCGCAGGUGGGAGAGGUGGCGCUGUGCUCCUGGGGCCAGGACGUGCUGUCCGCGCGCGUGAGCCGAUUGCUGGCACCUGCGGCCCGGGGCUGGCCGGUGCUCUCACUGUGCGCGAGCAGCGUGGAGCUUUGGCGCCUGAGCGAGCUCUACUCGCCAUUGGCGCAGCUGCCCGCGCCGGUGCUCCACCUCCAGGUGGCGCCUGCGCUACCAGCUCCAGUGAACCCAUCUCUGCCCACGCGCCUCGUAUGCGCUUGUGUGGAUGGCUCGGUCUACCUGGUGUCAGCUGCAACAGGGAGAACAGUGAGCGCACUGCUGCUCGAGGCCGAGGACUGCGCGGUUGCGGUGGCCUACUGCCUUCCGCGCGAGGCCCUGUGGCUGCUGACGCGCACAGGACAUCUGGUGCGCGCCAACGCAGCCUGCUGCCCCAUGAGCGUGCUGCAUCGUGUGUGCCCGCCACCGCCCCCGGCGCCACAGCCCUGUUGCUUGCACUUGUACAGCCACCUCACAGACCCCGGCAGCGCGUUAGCCUGCUGGGAGAUCGUGCGCCAGAACGAGGGCGAUCUGCGCCGCAGCGCCAUGGCCUGGGCUUGGAAGAACAAGAACCGGUACCUGCCAGUGAUUGGGCAUACAGACGGCACACUCUCGGUGCUUGACUGGCUCUCCUCGAAAACUGUGUUCCAUACAGAGGCGCACAGCCCAGGCCCUGUUACCGCCAUUGCGUCCACCUGGAACAGCAUCGUUUCUUCGGGUGGAGAUCUGACCGUGAAGAUGUGGCGUGUCUUCCCCUAUGCAGAGGAGAGCCUGAGCCUGCUGCGCACCUUCUCCUGCUGCCACCCGGUUGUGGUGCUUUGUGCUCUGGGUAAACGCAUCACUGUAGGUUUUGAGGACCCAAAUAGUGCCACCUAUGGCCUGGUGCAGUUUGGCUUGGGUGAGGGUCGUCGCUGUGACCACCGGCCCCAGGAUGAUCCCAUGGACCACAUCACUGGCUUGUGCUGCUGCCCCACACUCAAGCUGUAUGCCUGCUCCAGCCUGGACUGCACCAUCCGCAUCUGGACCUCUGAGAACCGCCUUCUGCGGCUCCUGCAGCUGGAUGGUUCCCCUCAGGCCCUGGCCUUCUCCAGCAACAGUGGAGACCUGGUGCUGGCAAUGGGUUCCCGUCUCUGCCUGGUCUCCCACAGGCUCUAUCUGCCCACAGCCUACCUAGUCAAGAACCUGUGCCAGAAGGCUCCUGAUGUGGUGGAUGACCCUCCAUUGCCACUGACCAGCCACGAGUCACUGACCUCCAUCCAGAUGCAGAGGCUCACCAACCUGCAUGGGGCAUUCAGUCUCAGCCCGGCCUUGCUCUCCACCCGUCGCCAGUCAGCGACACCUCAGCAGCUAGUGAUGAAGGAGGACUUGGAGGCCAUAAUGGCCCGUGACCAAGACCUUCAGGAGUUGAGGCUGGGACAGGUCAUCCCAGCAGCCCGGCCCCCACCCUCCUGGAAGCAGCGCCAGGAAGCCUUUGACAAUUACCUACGUUUGAUCUAUGGCCCUGGACUAUUGGACAUGCAGUUCAAAAGGGAGCCCCAGCAGGGGAGCGUCAUGACCCUCACCACAGAAAGAGAGCCAAGACAAGACAUGUGUACCCUGUCCAGAACUGCCUCCUGCUUUGGGCAGGCUACCAUCAGCAGUGAGGCCCAGACAGUACCCAAAGCCCUUCUCCACUCCCAGACCCCAGGGGCCCCAGGCCAGCGUUUUGCCCCCCCCCAAGUGAUCUUGCCCACCCCCCCAAGUGAUCUUGCCCCAUCCACCCACCACCAGAAGGUCCACAGCAAAGUGUCCAAGCUUCUGGCCUGCUCUUCCCUGAGCUGUGACUUGGGCCUCAGUCUGGAUCUGCAGAUGCAGUUGGAGCAGCUCAGAGAGGAGAUGACCAUGGCCUUGGACCCACCGUCGUCCCAUCUCCAGGUCCCACUUUGGCUGCAGAAACAGCCCAAGGAUCCUCUCUCAAAUCUCAAGGGCUUCUUUCCUGCCACUGUGCAGUCCCACAAGUACUGCCCACGACCCAUUAGUUUCCCUGGCUGUGUGCCCAACUCCGUGGUGCUUCAGCAGAUGUGGCCGUCCACAGAGAUCGAUGCAAGCCUGGAUGACCUAUGGCUACAGCGCCACAGGUGGUCCAAGUGGCACAGUAGGCUGAUGCAGUGGCUUCAUGGGAGGUCUGAGAAGGAAGAGGAAGAAGAGGAGGAGGAGGAGAAGGAACUGAAAAUAGACUGGAUCUCAGCUUCUCUGAGUUCACCCAGGAUGUAUUCUGACCAACAGUUAGAUUACUGGGAGGCAGAGUCCCAGAGCUUCCAUGAGGCCCCCAGGACCAAAAUCUACUUUGGCUCCCAGUACCACCAGGGGCAUUCACUCUGGGAAGAGCGCUAUGGGCAUCUGCCCAGGUUCCUGCACUCUUUCGUCAUCCAGAACUGGUUCAAAAAGCUGUUCCCCAUCUUCACCCUGGAGGCCUACCCUGAGAUGGGCACAGUGGAGGGCCUGGCCUCCAUGUUGGUGGACCUGCUGGCAGAGGCCACCUGGGAAGAGCGUGUGCAUAUCCUAAAUGCACUGCUGAGACUGCUGCCUGAUGUGAGCAGUGACCUCCACAGUCGGCUGCAGAGCCACCUCUUGCACUUGCUCAACUUGGACAACCCCCCCAGCCUCCAGGACCACAUUCAGAAGCAAUUUGUGAUGCUGGCACUGCAGCUGCUGCUGGCCUGCUCCCUGGAUUCCCGUGAUGUGGUGCUAGAGCUCAUGUCCUACUUCCUGUACUCUCCAGCUUCCGACCGGCCAGAGCUCAAGAAGCUGCUGAAUGGUCUGGGCCUCCGGGACCCAGAGGGCUUCCUGUUCAAGGAGAUGAUGACCUGGGUCCAGGGCUCCAAACUUAAUUCCAAGGCCAAGCUGCGCUUAUACUGCUGCCAGAAGCUGGAGGGCAUGAUCCAGCAGCUGAAGGGAGGACCAGUCACAGGCUUCAGCAGUCUCAGGGGCUCCUUCGAGCAUCUUCUGGCCGCAAGCCUCUCAGGCACUCCUCCAUGUCCUGGAGCCUCCCUUGCUUGUGGUGUCCCCCACAGAAUCCCGCUGGAAAAUACUGACUGGUCGCACUGGCAGAUGCUGGACCUGGACUACAUCGAUGCACUCAACUACUUCUGCGAGCAGCAUCAAGUAGAGCAGGAGAGUUUGAUCCAGAAGGAAACUGAACAGCCACCCCGCUCUGCAUCCCCGCGCCCUCCUGUGCCUAACACUGUGGUGGCGCCACCCAGGGAUCAAGGGCACUACCCCAUACUUAGACUGCAGGAAGCCAAGGCUCGGAGCUCUGGGAUGAGAAUGAAGGGCCGUGUGAUGUCACAUCUCAGCACCCACUGUGCCCGUUCACUGGACCGUUCCAUCCGGGUGCUAAAGCUGCCCCUGCCGAGAGUGGAGCUGCAGCCCUUCCCCCCAGGCUGGCCCGCACCCCCUCGUGCCCUGCCCCCGUUGCUCCUGCAGCCCACCCUGCAGCGCUACUUUCUGCCCGAAGAUGCGGAUCCUGACAGCUACAGCUGA